Molecule: messenger RNA, 1359 nt
Organism: Stegostoma tigrinum
Lineage: Eukaryota; Metazoa; Chordata; Chondrichthyes; Orectolobiformes; Stegostomatidae
Gene: rnf4
Product: ring finger protein 4
Exons: 8
Coding region: 538-1164 (208 amino acids)
Biological process (GO): positive regulation of transcription by RNA polymerase II
Molecular function (GO): zinc ion binding; transcription factor binding
Source: RefSeq, a predicted model, not a curated record
UGGGUCGCUGCCGUGGAGAUGCGAUGACGGUCUCCGUGACCAUUGACCAAUCGACAACGGGAUUUGCACCCCCCACCCCCCCCCCAUUAUGAAGGCGGGCCGUGGUGAGGUCACGUGGGAUGUGGCUUUUCCUUCCGCCGGUAUCUGCUAUUCACAGCGAUUGAAGGUCUUUAAUGGUGACUGGAUUAUUCCUUUCAUCUGCAUGGUGACUGGCUCUUCAUUUGUUUUCAUGUGUGAGGUUAUGUCUCCGAGAGAUUAUCCCCAUGUCAUGUCCUAUUGGAAUGCAAACUGAUAGAUUCUGUCUUCUGAAGCAUCGUCUGCUUUAUCAAAGAUUCUGAAUCUCACUUGUCAACGCAAAGGACAUUUUAAUACUAACUAUAAAUUAAGGGAGCCAGAUCUACAAAAUCUACAGACAGAAGACAUGUGGCCAAUCAGAAGUUAAGCGUUGGUUCCGACGACACACCCCUUGAAAGCCCUGAUGAAAAGUUUUUGAAUAUUCUCAACUCUUGUCAUAAUUUCAAAUAAUUUCAGAACGCAAUGAGCACAACACAAAGGAAGCGUCGGAUGGUACCUCCUCAGCAAUCCAGAAGGGCACGCCGCCAACGCAGAUCAGUAGAACCAGCUGAACCGGAGGCUGAAAUUGUAGAGACUGGUGCAGAAGUUGUUGACUUGACCUGUGAAUCCUCAGAGCCUGUGGUUGUCGACCUGACCAAUAAUGAUUCUGUUGAGAUCGUGGAUGAAGAUCUGUCCUCCUCAAAUAGUCAGCCAAGUUCUGCUGAUGACCAGCCAAGCAGAACGCAGUCAGACAGCUGUAUUCUCUGCAGUGAUGAAGAAGAUACCAGAGCAGAUGGAAGUAGCAGUGUGUCUGUAACAAGUGCAGCAGCUGUACCUCAGGGAAACCGUCUUCAUCCUGCCUUGUGCAACAAAGACUUAAGAUGUGUUCAAAAUCUUGCUCACCGAAGAGCUGGUUCAGGAACAAUUAGCUGCCCUAUAUGUAUGGAUGGUUACACAGAGAUUGUUCAAAGUGGGAGGCUUAUCGUCUCGACAAAAUGUGGUCACGUUUUCUGCAGCCAAUGCAUCCGGGACAGUCUCAAAAAUUCACACAUGUGUCCGACUUGCAGAAAGAAAUUGAACACUCGCCAGUAUCAUCCAAUUUACAUUUGACUGCAAGGUCUUGUCCUGAACUUUAUGUACCCAACAAAGUGCUGGCCGCAUUGAAAUCCUCUUGCGUUCUUCAAUUUUCUCUGAAGAAAUGGGUGGCUCCUGUUGGAGACUGAAACGCAUUUGCAAAAUGCACACACCAUCAGCUGUCCAUCUGUCACUAUCUGAUCCUGUCAACUGGCUCUAUUUAAUAUGCUG